CGCUGUGGAGGAGGGUGGUGGAGCGGUUGAAGUGGCGGGGACACUUUUCAGGCCCUGUCACGCCCAGCAGCUCAUUGUAGGUGUCUCAGAUCGGGUUCGGAGAGGGUGGUUGCUUUACCCAAAGCCACGCAGCAUGUAUGGGUCCUCAAGUAGGCCUGGACCUGGCGGCCAGGCUCUGAGCCCUUUCCUGGGGGGCUGUCUCCAGGGGCCCCAGCAGGGGGCGCCCCAGACUCGUCCCGGCCCCUAGAUGCUCCUCCAGCCGAGCCUGGGACCCGGCCGCCGCUCCGCCCCCUGGGCCCAGGGAGCAGAGCUCAGCGCACCCCGGGCGCCCCGCCGCGCAGCCCAGCACCCUGAGAGUCUCGCCGCGCACCCCAGCACCCUGAGAGUAUCGCCGCGCACCCCAGCACCCUGAGCGCCCCGCCGCGCACCCCAGCACCCUGAGAGUCUCGCCGCGCACCCCAGCACCCUGAGAGUCUCGCCGCGCAGCCCAGCACCCUGAGCGCCCCGCCGCGCAGCCCAGCACCCUGAGCGCCCCGCCGCGCAGCCCAGCACCCUGAGCGCCCCGCCGCGCAGCCCAGCACCCUGAGAGUCUCGCCGCGCAGCCCAGCACCCUGAGCGCCCCGCCGCGCAGCCCAGCACCCUGAGCGCCCCGCCGCGCAGCCCAGCACCCUGAGCGCCCCGCCGCGCAGCCCAGCACCCUGAGCGCCCCGCCGCGCAGCCCAGCACCCUGAGCGCCCCGCCGCGCAGCCCAGCACCCUGAGAGUCUCGCCGCGCAGCCCAGCACCCUGAGCGCCCCGCCGCGCAGCCCAGCACCCUGAGCGCCCCGCCGCGCAGCCCAGCACCCUGAGCGCCCCGCCGCGCAGCCCAGCACCCUGAGCGCCCCGCCGCGCAGCCCAGCACCCUGAGCGCCCCGCCGCGCAGCCCAGCACCCUGAGCGCCCCGCCGCGCAGCCCAGCACCCUGAGAGUCUCGCCGCGCAGCCCAGCACCCUGAGAGUCUCGCCGCGCAGCCCAGCUCCCUGAGUCUCGCCGCGCACCCCAGCACCCUGAGAGUCUCGCCGCGCACCCCAGCACCCUGAGAGUAUCGCCGCGCACCCCAGCACCCUGAGCGCCCCGCCGCGCAGCCCAGCACCCUGAGCGCCCCGCCGCGCACCCCAGCACCCUGACAGCCGCACCCUGAGAGCCUCGCGGCGCACCCCAGCACCCCGGGCGCUCCUGGCAGCGCCGCCUCCCGCCGGUUGUAUGCUCCAGGCCUCCAUGAAGAGCCCAAACAUGGAGGCGUUCAAGCAGCAGAAAGUUGAGGACUUCUAUGACAUCGGGGAGGAGCUGGGGAGCGGCCAGUUCGCCAUCGUGAGGAAGUGUCGUGAGAAGAGCACGGGGCUCGAGUUCGCGGCCAAGUUCAUCAAGAAGCGGCAGAGCCGGGCCAGCCGGCGGGGCGUGGGCCGCGAGGAGAUCGAACGCGAGGUGGGCAUCCUGCGCCAGGUGCUGCACCCGCACGUCAUCACGCUGCAUGACGUCUACGAGAGCCGCAGCGACGUGGUGCUCAUCCUGGAGCUAGUGUCUGGUGGUGAGCUCUUUGACUUCUUGGCCCAGAAGGAGUCACUGAGUGAGGAGGAGGCCACCAGCUUCAUCAAGCAGAUUCUGGAUGGGGUGAGCUACCUGCAUGCCAAGCAAAUCGCCCACUUUGAUCUCAAGCCAGAAAACAUUAUGCUGUUAGACAAGAAUAUUCCCAUUCCACACAUCAAGCUGAUUGACUUUGGCCUGGCCCACGAAAUAGAAGAUGGGGUUGAAUUUAAGAAUAUUUUUGGGACGCCGGAAUUUGUCGCUCCAGAAAUUGUGAACUACGAGCCCCUGGGACUGGAGGCUGACAUGUGGAGUAUUGGAGUUAUCACCUAUAUCCUCUUAAGUGGCGCGUCACCUUUCCUGGGAGACACCAAGCAGGAGACUCUGUCCAAUAUCACAGCGGUGAGCUACGACUUUGAUGAGGAGUUCUUCAGCCAGACCAGCGAGCUUGCCAAGGACUUCAUUCGGAAGCUUCUGGUUAAAGAGACCAAGAAACGGCUGACAAUCCAAGAAGCUCUCAGGCACCCCUGGAUCACGUCCCAAGGCAAGGGGGGCCAGGCCCCGGAGCAGUGCAAGGCAGAGCCCCCCCAGCUGAAGACCAGGCAGCUGCGAGAGUACACCCUCAAGUGCCAUUCCAGCACGCCCCGAAACAGCUCCUACGCCGACUUCGAGCGCUUCGACCGAGUGGUGGAGGAGGUGGCGUGGGUGGCUCGGGGCUGCGGGGUGCUGGCCGGGGCCCAGGCCACCCUCCGAGACGACCUGGACGCCCUGCUGUCCAUCUAUAGCGAGAAGGAGGCCUGGUACCGGGAGGAGGGAGAGAGGGCCCGGCGCGAUGUGUCCCGGCUCGGCCGGUGGACACCCAGCAGGCCAUGGUGCGCAGGGAGUCGGUGGUCAACCUGGAGAAUUUCAAGAAGCAGUAUGCCCGCAGGCGCUGGAAGCGGAACUGUGAGAGCGACACAGAGGAGGACAUCGCCAGGAGGAGGGCCCUCCACCCACGACGCAGGAGCAGCACCUAACAGGCCACAGCGCCCCCCAACCCCUACCCAGGGAGGCCCGGGCCUUACGGUCCCUUUAUGGUCCCUUCUGUGCAGACUCUUAAUUCCCCAGCCCCUCACCUCCCCCAGGUACUCUGCACCCCAGAAGCACUUUGCAAGAGAGAUGGACCUGCAGCCUUUGGAAGCUUUGGCAGCGGGGGAGCCAGGAGACCGUGGAAGCUGGAGCUGUCUCUGAUGGGGGGGGGGGGGCCUAUUCGCCUCCCUAAGGCUCUCUCUUCUCCGUAAAAGGGGGUUUCAUCUCCCUGGGAUGGAGAAGCAGACUUCAGACAAGGCGCCUUCUCCAGUGGAGCUCAGCCCCCAGGGGCAGCCUUUGCUCUUGAUUGACUGAGUUCAGAACCAGCCUAUUCAAAAAGCACAGCCAGGGGAGACAGGCCUCCCCCCAUGGGAACAGAGCAACUGGCCGCUCUGAGUCUCAGGGUUAUGAGGGGUCAGUUCUGGAACCUUCCAAAGCCCGACCAGCACCAGCACUUCAGUCCUUCUGCAGCAGCCUGUUGCCAACCCACUGUGUCGUCUUAUUUUUUUCAUUUGUAUUAAAUACUCCUGAUUUA
Messenger RNA from Erinaceus europaeus (western European hedgehog), 3164 nucleotides. RefSeq names its product death associated protein kinase 2 (gene DAPK2). Gene Ontology annotation, biological process: positive regulation of apoptotic process; intracellular signal transduction; protein phosphorylation. Gene Ontology annotation, cellular component: cytoplasm; nucleus. Bases 1241 to 2791 code for a protein of 516 amino acids. The transcript has 12 exons. NCBI's taxonomy places the organism in Eukaryota, Metazoa, Chordata, Mammalia, Eulipotyphla, Erinaceidae. The record is from RefSeq and is a predicted model, not a curated record. Gene Ontology annotation, molecular function: ATP binding; protein serine/threonine kinase activity.